Striga asiatica is the source of this 1981-nucleotide messenger RNA. The record is from the annotation of a GenBank genome assembly. Lineage: Eukaryota; Viridiplantae; Streptophyta; Magnoliopsida; Lamiales; Orobanchaceae.
CAUAAAUGCAUAUACUAUAUAGGGUUUUGGAUCAAAUUUGUCUAUUCCUAGAAUGUGGGACUCAAUCCUAGCUAUUAAAUAAGAAACGAGGUGUCUGGUAAAGAUUUAAGGUUUUUAUUUUUUUAAUUAGUUAAAUAUUGAUUUGACCGUUGACCGUAGUUUGUGCCCUCGUUGUCCUGUGUCCGCCCCUGUGGUCGACCAAAGAUUCCUGGGUCCGAACUGAACUGAUCAAACUUUAAAAAUCCCGUCUGUGUUUCAUUAGCGACUAAACCAGUCUCGCUUGAAUAUGUAUAAGAAUGGUUGACAAAAAGAAAGGAGCUUGCUUGAUGCUUUAUCCACACAAUUUAUUCAUGCUUGCAGCUUAUCCAAACUGGCUUGACAGGAUCAACAGAAGAUCUAAAAUUAUAUCUUCAUUAUUAAGGGAUCUGCAAAGUUAUGAUGAAAUAAGUGAACCUCCAGAUGAUGUUUGUGGUGAAAGCAACGCCUUUAGUGAACCACCAAACACUGUUGUUAGCCCCGAAUUCGACGUGACAAGUGAUUCGGAAAAUCUGAUCGAUGAGCUACCCGACGACAUUCUCAUUUCCAUUCUCUCUCGGUUGAGUUUGAAACAAGCUGCAGUAACCACCAUAUUGUCUCGUAGGUGGGUUAAACUAUGGACACUCACCCGCAGAUUGGUUUUUGAAGGCCCAAAAAAGUUCAAGAACGUAAAUUCUGAAUCCGUUGAGGCCAAAAGGCAAAAUUUCAUUAGUUGGGUCAACAACACACUCCUAUCACAUCAGGGGACGACUUUGGACGAGUUCACCGUAUGUUUUGACCUCGACGGCGGAACUUGCGUGCCCGAUAUCGACAGGUGGAUCAUAUUUGCUCUUGAAAAGAGGUCACGAUGCCUUUGCUUGGAAUUUGAUAUUUUGUCAAGCAAAUACACCCUCACGACUAGGUUUCUUACCAGUCAAGCCAUUUGUUUCCUUGAAGUUGUCCGAUUGAGCUCACUGCAGGUGAGUGAGGAAGCCGUGGAGCACAUUCUAUCCGCUUGCCCCUUGCUUCGGCUUCUUAGAUUGGAGGAUUCGGAAUCCCUUGCGCGGCUUCGGAUUUCGAGCCCUGUUCCCAAUCUUAAAAUAUUGGAAAUAAUGGAGUGCCCGUUGGAAUACAUAGAAAUUUCUUCAGCCACUAGUCUUUUGUCCUUUUCGUACAGCGGUCAGAGGCCAAAGGGAACUAUUACAAACGUCCCGAAUCUCGUGGAGGCUUCCAUUGGGGGAGAUUGUGCGGAAUUUGUUGUUGACAACAGCUGCCACUUUUCGGGCUUCCUCUCGGGAAUGGAGACCCUUGAGCUCGACUUGGAAUUCAAGAGAUUUAAAAGUUUCCCAGAGUUACCGAGCAUGAAGAAUCUCAAGCGCUUGGAGCUGCACUUGUGUGGAUAUUUUGUUGAGAGCCUUCUCUUUUGUGCGGAUAUAUUGGAGACUUCUUGUUUAUUGCAGAGACUCACGUUAAAGGUUUCAUGGCCGUCUCAUUAUGAGGUAUAUAAAAGGGAGCGUGUGGAGGAGAUGGAGGCAGAACCAGAGCACGAGCAUCUCAAGGUAAUCGAGUUUGUUGGAUUUCAGGGCGGUGUUGUUGAAGUUGAGCUCUUAUUGUGUUUAAUGGAUAGAGCCGUUUCUCUCAAGAGCUUGAUAAUCCAUCCUUCAUUCAACCUUUGUUACACCAGAAUCCACUGCGAUAAAGCAACUGCUGUUGCAAAGCAGCUCAAAACAAGGUUGCCUCCCGGUGCAGAACUGGUGAUCCUUGAUGUAGAAUCUUAAUUUUAUUUAAGCAUAUUUUAUGCUUUACUGAAAAUUGUUUAAAAUUAACGUAGUCUAUUUUUAACUUUAUUUAGAUAAUAAUGAGGGUAGGAUACGGAAACUGGUUUUAUUUAUUUAUUUAUUAAUUAUUAUUUUCGCGACUUUCAUUUGUACGUCUUCGUUAUUUUAAAGAUUAAUUUCAAUUGUUG